Molecule: messenger RNA, 1803 nt
Organism: Dreissena polymorpha
Lineage: Eukaryota; Metazoa; Mollusca; Bivalvia; Myida; Dreissenidae
Product: DNA damage-regulated autophagy modulator protein 2-like
Exons: 7
Coding region: 445-1332 (295 amino acids)
Source: RefSeq, a predicted model, not a curated record
UCGCAAUAUUGUCUCAACGACCGAUUUGAAGUGUGGGCAAGUAGCCAAUCAUUACAAGUCAUGCAGUAGACCUAUGAUAAUGCGAUAUAAAAUGAUGUGUAUCAUUAGGACAUUAAUAAGUGGAUUUUCCUUGAAAUGUUAUCUAUUAGUUGACACGGAGAGGAUUGUCAUUUUUUCUUAAUAUUAAAACUUAAUCGAGGAGAGCGUGUGCAUUAUACGUAAACAAAUUAGGGACUGACACUAAAAGUAUAAACGUACAAAAGUUUGUCUCAAUGUUUUUAUUUAUUGUGUAACGCUGUAAAGCAUAUGGAAAAUCGAAAGUUCAAUGUUAUUAUCUUAUGUUUAAUAUAAAACAAAAACCGGCGAUUUGAAGUUGUUUCGUUAGAAAAAAUACCGGAAGUAGUGUGCCAUUGUGCCGCUGGGUUCAGGCGGUAAGGGUCGAGGAUGCUUGAGACGCACCACCAUUGGCUUCCGGUCAUUAUGGCCAUCUACCUGCCGUUGUCGUUCAUCAUCACGUAUUCGAUGGCGGUUGCUUACAAGCACGUAGAGCCCGGCUUCCCGUACAUCAGUGACACGGGAACCAUCCCCCCGGACAGCUGCGUGUUCGGUCAGCUGCUCAACAUCGGCGCUGUCAUAGGUGGCUUUAUUAUCUACAUCCGGUACAGUCACAUCCUCUACCACUUCCGGUCCGUCCCAGGUCGGAUGGGCCUCUUACGUCUCAACACUGCCGCUUACAUCAUCGGCCUGCUCACCGUGCUGGGUGUCAGCAUUGUGGGAAACUUCCAGGAAACCAACGUGAUCGGUGUGCACCUUUUAGGAGCAUUUAUGGGGUUCGUAGUUGGGUUCGUAUAUUUCGUGCUCCAGACAGUGAUCUCGUACAAGGUGCGAGACACAGACAUACCCGGAAACACACCCAACAUUCGCAAGUUCCGGGUGCUCCUGAACGUCAUAGACUUUAUAUUUUUGGUGCUGGUUGGCACCAUGUCGCUUGUAUCUAAAAGUCUCGGGCCCGGGGCAGGCAUUUCAAAACGGAAUUGGAAGCCGGAUAACUAUGGGUACCCGGAGCACCUAGUGGCGACCAUUUCAGAGUGGCUUGUAGCCUUUACUUCCGUUACAUACUUCGCCACAUUUUACACAGAAUUCAAGCACUUCCGGGUCAAAGCACCGGAAAUCGUCUACUAUGAUGUGAGCGACAAUGCUUGCACUGCUGAGACCACUGGGGAAGAAAGGCGGGGCUUCGCUCAGUCAAGUGGACCCAACUAUCGGACCAUACAAGACUUGAACUGCUAUGGCAACGAGAGCAGGCCCGAAGUGGAAACAGCACUUGUUUAACUUCUGCAAACUGUGUGUGUUCAGCAAUAACUUCAGGGAUACAAUAGACAAUGACAAAAUGCUUCAUAAUCGCUUAAACCGAAUAUAACACACAAUUAAAUAUAACACGAAUGAUCUGUUUCGUAACCUCGUUCAUGCUUCUACAGCAGGAAUUUCUGGGAAACGUUCUUUUGUUCUCAACAGAUAGCGGCGAUCUUUUGUAUGUACUGGUGCUAACAACGCUUCCAAAGGUUAAGCUUGUUUAUAUUCACGGUUCUCAAUUUAUAAAACGUUGGACAUUAGUUCACCAAUUACUACAGGCAUACUAUAGACAACCUCAAACAAGCUUUAUAAUCGCUAAAACCGAAAACAACUAAAUAUAACAAGAAAUAUCUUUUAAAAAUGUAGUCGGCGUAAACGCUGACUUUGAAAUAAAGUUUGCAAUUAACUUUUAUAAAUUAAUAAAUAAAUAAAACGAAAACAAAAGUUUAA